Messenger RNA from Penicillium taxi, 783 nucleotides. RefSeq lists its product as uncharacterized. The transcript is spliced from 4 exons. The coding region runs from base 1 to 783 and encodes 260 amino acids. The record is from RefSeq and is a predicted model, not a curated record. NCBI's taxonomy places the organism in Eukaryota, Fungi, Ascomycota, Eurotiomycetes, Eurotiales, Aspergillaceae.
AUGUCUCGGGUGCCUGAGGGAUCGAACGACGCCCAGGCACUUUUUCGAUAUGGGUGUUUGCUGAACUGGGCUGCGCAGAGUAUCUAUCGCACACUACCAGCUCGAUUUGCUUCAUCAACUGCCGCACCAGCAGUCACAGGCACCGUUGAAACAGCUUCAAUGACCGCGAUUCCCACCGCAACAACCACAGGCGCCCAAUCAACAUCAACAUCAUCAUCAAUCUCGUCAAAAUCCCACUCCGGCCUAACAGGCGGCGACAUAGCCGGAAUAGUCAUCGGAAGUAUUGCACCCGUCGCAAUAAUCGCAUUAAUUCUCAUAUUCCGAAGGAGACUGAUGAGUUCAUUUGGAAAGGGCACGCCUGCAGAGAGUGGUUCUUCCUGGUCACCCGUCUAUAUGCCUCCGCAAGCACAAUCUAUGGCUCAUACCGAUUCAACAUGGCAGCCGUCGGAAAUGUCCUCGGAGCAUGGUGCUGUUCAUGAGAUGUCGUCUGCUACUGUGGGCCAGCCUAGGAGCCGGAAACCCCCUAGUCUGCAAGGCAGUGACUGUGUCUUGCAAAGCCACAUAGAAGCUGGAAUGGUUAUCGUUGCCUUGGAACCGCCAUACGCAGCAAGGCUUAAAGAAGAACUUUUAUUAAUAAAGAACAUCGAACCAAUGUUCAAGGCAAAGGCCACUACUCCGUUACAGCGUGGCAACCAGCAAUUAACCUCUAAGUUCCCUCGUAAAGGCAUUGCCCUCCGUCGUAAGCGCAAUAUCCCAACAGAAGCUCGCACAUAUCAGAGAUAG